UCAUGCCUGCAAUUAUCAGUUGGAUGAGACGGGGAGAACGCCAUGCCCUUCUCUGCAACGGCUUCCAGCUUCCUCUCCGCGAUCUUCGUCUUCCCCAAGUUUUUCUGCCGCCUUAACAGACCGAGCCACCUCCCAUUCAUUACAAAGCCACAAAGGCCUAGGGUAAGAACACCUCCCCCGGCAUUGACGUUGGCAACCUUCGUCUCCGUCAUUGGAGUUUCUGGAUCGACCUGGCGAGCUCCAGCGGCUUUCUUUCCAUUUCCUUGGAAGAUCUGAUCGUAUCGGCGGCCUACUAAUCUCAAAGGCUUUUUCUUUAUUGAAAGAUACGAAAAACAUGGCUACUGUAAAGCUGGGAUCCAAAGCGGAAGCUUUCCAUCUCGAUGGCCAUUCAUGGAUUUGCAACACAGAACUUCCAAGUGAUAUUACCAUUGAAAUAGGAGAAAUAUCUUUUCAUCUUCACAAGUUCCCAUUACUCAACAGGAGUGGCCUCCUUAAAAAGUUGAUCAAUGAAUAUCAAGAUGAAAAUGGAAAAGGCUGCAUUUUGCAGCUUCAUGAUCUUCCUGGCCGUUCAAGAAUAUUUGAGCUUGUGGCAAAGUUUUGUUAUGAUGUUAAAAUUGAGUUAAAUUCUUACAAUGUUGCUGCUCUACGAUGUGCUGCUGAGCACCUUUGCAUGACUGAAGAAUAUUUUGGAGGAAAUCUCAUCUCCCAAACUGAAAACUUUCUGAACGAAAUUUUUGGGAAUUGGAAAGACUCAAUGAAAGUUCUUGAAACCUGCGGGGAUCUUCUUCCCCUUGCUGAAGAACUGCAUAUUGUAACUCGAUGUAUCAAUUCACUGGCAAUGAAAGCUUGUGCUGAUCCAAAUCUCUUUGGUUGGCCAAUGUCGGCUCGAUCUUCCUUGAAGAGCUCAGAUGGAAACAUCUUAUGGAAUGGCAUAUCCACAGAAGAGAAGCCAAAGGCAAUUGAGUCAGAUUGGUGGUAUGAAGAAUCCUCCUCUCUUAGUUUCCCUCUGUACAAAAGGUUGAUAUUGUCCAUGGAAUCAAAAGGUAUGAAGGCAGAAAAUAUUGGAGGGUCUCUCAUAUUCUAUGCAAAGAAAUAUUUUCGAGGAUUGAGUAGAAAUUCCAGCUUUCAUGAUGGCACUAGCCGUCUUAUUCCUGUUCCACCUGCAUCUGCAUUGUCUGAAAGUGACCAAAGGGUUCUCUUGGAGGAGAUAGUUGGAUUGCUACCCACGGAAAAGGGAGUAAUCUCCACAACUUUUCUUCUUCGCUUGCUUCGGACUGCAAUGAUUUUGCAUGCAGGCCCUGCUUGUAGGGAGAAUUUGGAGAAAAGAAUUGGAGCCCAAUUAGAUGAAGCUUCCCUUGAGGAUCUUCUUAUACCAAACUUGGGCUAUUCGGUUGAAACCCUUUAUGAUAUAGACUGUGUUCAAAGAAUGCUUGAUCAUUUCAUGUCGAUAAACCCGACUGAUCUCACAGGAUCUCCUGCUAUAGCUGAUGAAGCUCAGUUGAUUGACACUGUUCCUUCAUUGACCCCUAUGACCAUGGUCGCAAAACUUGUGGAUGGAUACCUUGCAGAGGUUGCACCUGAUGUUAAUUUGAAGUUUCCCAAGUUUCAGGCCCUGGCAGCAUUAAUUCCCGAAUAUGCUAGGCCUUUAGAUGAUGGUAUAUAUCGUGCUAUUGAUAUAUAUCUUAAGUCUCAUCCGUGGCUUACAGAUUCUGAACGGGAGCAGCUCUGUCGUCUUAUGAACUGCCAGAAGCUAUCACUGGAGGCUUGCACUCAUGCAGCACAGAAUGAGAGGCUGCCCCUCAGAGUAGUCGUCCAAGUUCUCUUCUUUGAGCAACUCCGCCUGAGAACUUCAGUUGCAGGAUGGUUCUUUGUCUCGGAAAAUAUGGAUAACAUUGAUGUUGUUGACAAUGGAAACUUGAUCCAGCCAAAGAACAAUGAAAGAAACCCUGAUAAUGAAAUCACGCUGGAAGAGAAGGAUGAGAUGCCGCUGAUGGAAACUGAUGACAUGAGGCAGCGAAUUGCUGAGCUAGAGAAAGAGUGCAAAAACAUGAAGAAAGAGAUUGAGAAGCUUGGGAAGCCCAAGAGUACUUGGAGCGCCAUCUGUAAAAGGUUUCCCAGGCUUGGUUUCGGAUCAAGAUCUGAACAUCAAUCCAGCCAAACAUAAUAGGUACAUAAGAGAGUAGUUAAGCAUGCUAGCUGAUGGAUAACAUGGUCUUUUUCUUCCAAAGGAAAGACAACAUUUUCAUUUUUGUUGUUCUGUCAGAAAUAAUUUUGAACUCAAGUAGCUUUAAAUUAUAGGUUAGAUUAGUGCUCUUCUGUUGAAUAUUUUGUUUAAAUCAUUUGUUUCA
Messenger RNA from Dendrobium catenatum, 2348 nucleotides. Its product is annotated as BTB/POZ domain-containing protein At5g03250. The coding region runs from base 335 to 2164 and encodes 609 amino acids. Gene Ontology annotation, molecular function: protein binding. Lineage: Eukaryota; Viridiplantae; Streptophyta; Magnoliopsida; Asparagales; Orchidaceae. The record is from RefSeq and is a predicted model, not a curated record. The transcript is spliced from 4 exons.